Molecule: messenger RNA, 784 nt
Organism: Mus musculus (house mouse)
Lineage: Eukaryota; Metazoa; Chordata; Mammalia; Rodentia; Muridae
Gene: Clec4b1
Product: C-type lectin domain family 4, member b1
Exons: 6
Coding region: 137-766 (209 amino acids)
Cellular component (GO): plasma membrane
Molecular function (GO): carbohydrate binding
Source: RefSeq, marked validated
GGCUAUCUCUGUGGUAUUUAGCUCAGAGCAUGAGGAGGUUGACUGAGUUCUGGCCUGUUUGAAAGAAGCAAGUCCCUGAGUCAUAUCUUCAAGAGUCAGAUACAAGAAACCAUUGACCUGCACAUAGACCUCAAUAAUGGUUCAGGAAAGACAGCUACAAGGGAAGGCAGUCUCCUGGUCCCUGAGACUCUGGUCAGCUGCUGUGAUUUCUAUCUUACUCCUCAGCACCUGUUUCAUUGCGAGCUGUGUGGUCACUUACCAGUUUAGUAUGGACAAGCCAAAUAGAAGACUAUCUGAACUUGACAGGUACCAUUCAUUGACCUGCUUCAGUGAAGGGAAUAUGGUGUCAGACAAAGUCUGGAGCUGUUGCCCAAAGGAUUGGAAGCUAUUUGGUUCCCACUGCUACUUGGUUCCCACAGUUUUUUCAUCAGCAUCUUGGAACAAGAGUGAGGAGAACUGCUCCCGCAUGGGUGCUCAUCUAGUGGUGAUCCAUAGCCAGGAGGAGCAGGAUUUCAUCACUGGGAUCUUGGACAUUCAUGCUGCUUAUUUUAUAGGGUUGUGGGAUACAGGCCAUCGGCAAUGGCAAUGGGUUGAUCAGACACCAUAUGAAGAAAGUGUCACAUUCUGGCACAAUGGUGAGCCCAGCAGUGACAAUGAAAAAUGUGUUACAGUAUAUUACCGUCGGAAUAUUGGAUGGGGCUGGAAUGAUAUCUCUUGCAAUCUUAAACAGAAGUCAGUUUGUCAGAUGAAGAAAAUAAACUUAUGAAUCACUCAUUCUUCAUGG